CGGUUAAACUGCUCCAGCUUUUUAUUUUAAAUAAAUAAAACCACGUCUGUUUAUACUUUUUACAUUUCGAAAUUCUGUCUCAUACAAAAAGCGGACAUUCUUAGUAAGGGUUUAACUCAUGGUGUUUGCUUAGUAGACAUUGUUCUUGUUAGGUAUAAUACAGUUUAACCAAAAAGAGUAAAAUGGCCUCGGACGAGCUUUCGGCCAAACUGACCCGACGGUUAAAGAUUGAGGAGGGGGUCCAGGAGCCACAGGCUACGGAUUUACAUCACCAAAACGGAGCUGAGGAUAAAGCUGCUACCGCCAACGCCGACUCAGAGCUGGGAGCCAAGCUGCAGCGGCGAGGCGAGCUCAACGAAGGGGUUGGAGAGCACCAUCAACCCAGCAUGAAGGUGUUCAACCCCUACACCGAGUUCAAGGAGUUCUCCAGGAAGCAGAUCAAGGACAUGGAGAAAAUGUUCAAUCUGUAUGACUCUGAGAAAGAUAACUUCAUUGAUAUGAUGGAGCUAAAGCUGAUGAUGGAAAAGCUGGGGGCGCCGCAGACUCACCUGGGCCUUAAAAACAUGAUUAAAGAGGUCGAUGAGGACUUGGAUGGCAAACUUUGCUUCAGAGAGUUUCUCCUGAUCUUCAGAAAAGCUGCAGCAGGGGAGCUGGCUGAGGACAGCGGACUGAGUGCACUGGCACGUCUCUCUGAAAUCGAUGUGUCCACAGAGGGAGUAAAAGGAGCAAAGACCUUCUUCGAAGCCAAAGUCCACGCUAUUAAUGAGUCGAAUCGUUUCGAGGCGGAGAUUCGUCACGAGCAGGAGGAGAAGAAAAAACAGGCAGAAGAAAAGAAACAAAGACAAGCAGCAUUUAAAGAGCUCAAGUCUGCCUUCAAAUGACCUCCUUUCUGUCCUGUUGGAGCCUUGUUUUAAACCAUCCUUAUCAUCUUUCCUCUCCCCUUUUAGGUGUUUUCUGACUGUAUUUAUUAGUUAAACAGAGCGGAUACUAUGCAAUGCUUUUAGAGGUGUUCAUUUAGAAUUCAUGCAUUUACCUAGUUUAUAUGGUGUUAAUAUGACUACUUGAAUCUUUACUGGUCAUUCCGAUUAAUUGUAUGUCUGCUCUGGACUGGAUGUGCCUAUUUACUCAUUUGAUUUACAUUCCUAUAAUAAUUUGAGUGUGUGACAUUGCUUUCUCGAUUUAACUUCAGUGGUGCAGUGUUUUAAUCAAGCAAGUAUAUGCAAUUAUAAAGUGUUUUGAAUUGAUUUUAUAAAUAAUUUUAUAAAAAAUUUAGGUUUUGGCACAUUCAGUUCAUUGUUAAAGCAGUUUCAUGCCUUAUGUAAAUGAAUGAUUAGUUCCUUGUUAACCAGGUUAGCACAGGCAGAUGUGCUCAAAUGUUAUAUGAGAGCUUAAAAGAGUUCUGUGUUUUAACACUGUGGCAGGAAGGGAGGGGAAAUGUGCAUGUUUCAUGACUGUGUUUCUAGUGAGUGGUUGGCUGUUUUUUGCAUGGUCACUGUGAUGCCCUGACACUGACAUUAAGUUGGUUUUAUAUUCUACCAACCUAAUGCCAGUUGCCCUGACAAUCUUUGCCAGUUACUUUAACCGACAAGACAAAUUUAAAGUUCAACAUAAACACCACAGGCAUAACCAGUGUGUCAUCAUAAAUCCAGGUUUGGAAGUCUGUAGCUAACAGUUCAUUACAAGUGCUAACUAAGCAUUGUAGCCAUAAUUAGUCUAAUAGAAAUGCAUUUGGUAGACCUGUAUUAAAGUUCUUUUUUAAUACUUGGACAUGAUGCAAAAUUAUACAAUUAUUUCUGUCCAAAAUUACAAUUCGCACACAUUCACAUUUGCUAAAUGUAACAUGCACCUCUGAUUAAAAUGCACUUUUUUCUUUUAAAAAAAACCUCACGUAUGCACUGAAGGAGUUAAAAACUCACUACAACACAACUGCAUGUAUAAGGAACUUGUGUGUGGACUGUAAACACAUUUGUAACUGUGGUUUGGUUAAAUCCGGCACUAGCAUAAAAAUUCUGUUCAUUAGUUCUCUGCAACCCAUUUUAACAAACAGUACUUGCACUCUAACAUUGUGUUGAGAGAACAAUAAAUGCUUUGUUGGUUGUGCAUGGCAUGCAGCAUCAAACAUGUAACUUUGUUUUUAAAUAAAAAGAUUCAUCCUACAAAAAUGUUGAGUUAAAACAGGAAACAUCUUACAGCCAAUUGCCUUUAAGGCUUUAGUUGGGUUUGUAAUUUGCAGCACAUUUAGCACAAGUGUGAGGUGUUCAAAGAAUACAUAUUUUUUUUUUCCAUAAAAUGAAGCAGAGUUUAGUUUUCUAUGGUGUUGGGCCUUGUGAAAUGAAAACCUACUAUUUUCUUAAAUUGAAUGCCAUUAUCUGCAAACCUGUCUUGUCAUUGUAAUCAGCUGUUUGACAUGGUGUUAUUAAAUGUGAUCAUUUAUGUAUCUUUAUUUUUUAUGAUAACUGUCUGGACUUUUGCUAUGCAGUGUUGUAUUCUUAACAUUUUAAGAAAAUACAUUUUAGUCACUGGCAACCUGUGUAAUUAUUUGUAUUGUGAAAACAGUGCAUGAAUCAUUUUCACAGUUCUAAGCAUUCGCAUUGUCUACUAUGUAUUUUAGAAUAAUUUCAGAGUAAGCAGGUGUUCUACUGAUUAAAUGUGGGUAUUAAGUGUAUAAGGUAUAAUGUUUAUACUUUUACUGUUAUAGAGCUUUAAUUAACAGUCUUGAAUAAACGAGGAGCAGAAAUGUGGUGGUUUACAACCGA
Molecule: messenger RNA, 2756 nt
Organism: Trichomycterus rosablanca
Lineage: Eukaryota; Metazoa; Chordata; Actinopteri; Siluriformes; Trichomycteridae
Gene: efhd2
Product: EF-hand domain family, member D2
Exons: 4
Coding region: 183-881 (232 amino acids)
Molecular function (GO): calcium ion binding
Source: RefSeq, a predicted model, not a curated record